AACACAAGUGUAAGGCAGACUACUCUUGUUUCUAGGUCAGUAUGGCUGCAAUGGAAGAUUUUUUACUACAUACUCCGAAUGUAACAUCUCUGCUCAUCACAGUUGUGAUCUUACUUGCUUUCUAUCUAAUAUGCACCAAACUUGCUUCUGAGAGAAACUACCCUCCAGGUCCCACGCCACUGCCGCUGUUUGGCAAUUUGCUACAGUUGAAUCGUCAGCCGCUUCACAUUGCGCUCUAUGAGCUGUCCAAGAAGUAUGGCCCAGUAUUCACUGUCCAUUUGGGGCCCAAAAAGACAGUGGUGCUGGCAGGUUACAAGACGAUCAAGCAAGCUCUGCUGAAUGUUGAUGCCUUUUCAGACAAAGAAAUACUUCCAAUUAUUAGUGACUUAAAAUUAACUCAUGGAAUUGUUUUUGCCAGUGGAGAUUCAUGGAGAGAGAUGAGGCAUUUUGCAUUAACAAACUUAAAAGAGUUUGGAAUGGGAAAGACGGCAAUCGAAGAAAAAAUCAUAGAGGAGUCUGAGUGCCUGAUUGAAGUAUUUGAAGAAAAAAAAGGUAAAGCCUUUGACAGUGCUGAGGCUGUGAAUGCUGCUGUUUCCAAUAUCAUCUGUUCGAUUGUUUAUGGUAAAAGAUUUGAAUAUGAUGACCCAGAGUUCAGAGUGAUGGUGAGUCGAGCUAUUAGGAAUACUCAACUCCUGGGCUCUGCUUCAGUGCAGUUGUAUAACUACUUUCCAAUGCUGUUCAGUUGGGUUAAAGCCCGCAAAGAGCUGAUAGAGAAUGCCUUUGCUAAUAGAAGACAGAUCGCAGCAUUGAUCAAAGGUUUAGAGGACACCCUUGAUCCACAGAUGUGCAGAAGUUUGGUGGAUUCAUUUCUCGCUCGGAAGAUUCAGCUUGAGGCAUCUGGAAAUAUAGAUAAAAAUAUAAGUUCUCACUAUCACGAAGACAACCUACUGAUUACUGUUGUCAACCUAUUUACUGCUGGCUCAGAAUCUACAUCUAUUACUAUAAGAUAUGGCUUAAUGCUCAUGGCCAAGUACCCUGAAAUACAAGACAAAGUCCAGGAGGAACUGGAUCAGGUAGUAGAAAAUCGCCAGGUCCGAGUGGGAGACAGAAAGAGCCUGCCGUUCACUGACGCUGUCAUCCAUGAAAUACAAAGAGUGAUUAAUACUACGCCUUUUAUUGUACGUUGCGUUUCACAAGAUGUCACCUUUCAGUCCUACUUCAUCAAGAAGGGAACCCCAGUGAUUGGUCUGCUUUCAUCAGCUCACUGUGAUGAGAAUAACUGGGAAAAGAGUUCUGCUUUUAAUCCAGCCCAUUUCCUGGAUGAGAAAGGCAAUUUUAGAAGGAGAGAGGCCUUUAUCCCAUUCUCUCUAGGGUCGAGGGUUUGUGCUGGAGAGAGUCUGGCCAAGAUGGAGGUUUUCCUUUUCUUCGCUUCCCUCCUCCAGCGCUUUCGAUUCACUCCUCCACCUGGAAUGACUGGAGAUGACCUGGAUCUGACACCAGUUGUAGGGUUCACCCUCACCCCUUUACCUCAUAAGCUCUGUGCCAUCAGCAGAUUUUAAAGAUUAAAAGUGUAGAACACACAAGUGCUAUUUUUCUUUAACCAUUUUGGUUACACAAAAACGCUAACAACAAGCUGUAGGAGUUUGAUCUGCUUGUUCUUAUCAAAGGUAUUGUUGUCAUUGUUAAAACCAAGUUUGCUGUUUUUAAACACACCUAUCAUAAAUCCCCUGAGUGAAGUUUUUAAAAUUUGGCUACAAACACCAUGGAAUCAGGGAUGAAUUAAUUAGAUUUUGGUGGUCUAAAGCCACUGUAACCUCAUGAAACAUUUUUGGCAAUAAAUCAAGAAUUCAAUAAAGAAGCAAGGAUAUUUUUAUUAUCCCUAAAGGACAAUUUGUUGUUCAGACAGCAGAAAUCACACAACCAUCAAGCAAAAUGCAAUAAAUGUACAAAAAAAGCAGGAGUAAGAACACAGGCUAGUAUUCAAUGUAUUUGUCCUGUAUAAUGUUUGCAGUUAGAUGGAAGCAACGUAAAACUGUCCUAACUUCAGAGUCCUAAUCUUAUGUGUACAGCUCAGAAAGGUCAUUCAGGGUCAAAUGGAAGCAUAUGUACAAUAUUUGGUUAAUUUGACACAUUUUACUGCAUCUAUUUCUACUUUCAUUAAAUUUUUCUCUCUUA
Messenger RNA from Maylandia zebra (zebra mbuna), 2175 nucleotides. RefSeq names its product cytochrome P450 2K1. Lineage: Eukaryota; Metazoa; Chordata; Actinopteri; Cichliformes; Cichlidae. The record is from RefSeq and is a predicted model, not a curated record. Gene Ontology annotation, biological process: xenobiotic metabolic process. Gene Ontology annotation, molecular function: heme binding; iron ion binding; oxidoreductase activity, acting on paired donors, with incorporation or reduction of molecular oxygen, reduced flavin or flavoprotein as one donor, and incorporation of one atom of oxygen. Gene Ontology annotation, cellular component: intracellular membrane-bounded organelle; cytoplasm.